Molecule: messenger RNA, 5147 nt
Organism: Notodromas monacha
Lineage: Eukaryota; Metazoa; Arthropoda; Ostracoda; Podocopida; Cyprididae
Source: the annotation of a GenBank genome assembly
GUGGAAGCAACGAGUUUUUCUUUGCCCAAAAUGACUCUUUCAAUACUGUUUGAUGUUCCCAUGCAGCCCAGAUAUAGAACAAUGAUAGGAACACAUUCACCAACCACUGAGAAGCAAACCUCCACUAGGGAAGUUCCGCAAGACAAAGUGUUCUGUUUGUGAUGCUGACAUACAAACGUGUCAUGAUCACAUCCGCUCAAGAAGAGUAUCAGUGACUUCAUACAUCCAUCAGUUUCCACCAGGAAUUUUCUAUCUCUCAGGAGACCACUGUGAACAUGGGCUCAACUCGACUGAGGACUGUGUACUGCACCUUGUGGGCCGCCAUGUUCGUCACAGCGCGCUCUUUCGCAGCGGACAAAGAGCACGGCAUUGACAGGGACUUGAGUGAUAUGACGGAUAUUGUGUACAAUAAGGACUCGGAUAACGAGCCUCACUACGUACAAUACGAUGUGGCAAGUAUUCCUGUCAAAAUGACAGGGGUGGAGAGAUUCCUCUCCACAUUCAUCACCUCAAACGGGAGGAGAUACCCACUCAGAUACGCCACUGACCACUCAGGAGUUGAGUCUAGGCCUAAAGUUUUUAACUCGCCCUUACUUCAAAAAUCUGCAGCUACUCAUCAAAAGCCUUCCAUUGGCAGAGCAAAAAUGAAACCAAGGACAAAACCUGCAAAGAUUCUCCAGAAGGCCAAAACACUCAAGCUCAAGAAAACUACAGGACACUAUGACAAAGAAAGACAUAUUGGGAUUCCCAUCAGGCAAAAAGGGAAGACACGACCCAAGCAUAAUCCAGCCACAAAAGAGAACCCUGCAAAGCAAGGAGGAAAGCUUUCCAAUAGUGACAAAAAGGUUCCAACAUGUCUCAAGUAUGUUUCAACCUUGGAAUCACCUGGGAUCAAGUCAGCUACCAAAUUCCUGGUCUCUUCAGUGAUGGGAAACUCUGAAGUCUCUGUUGUCCUAGAUGUUACCCCAUCUCCAAAGUCAAAAAUGUACUCAGUCUCUUUGACAAUCCUGGACCCUUGUAUCCUAGACCUGGUCUUUGUACAAACUUUCAUCUGCGGGUCCAUGAGGUAUUUCAACUUUGGACACCCCUUGCUCAUGAAUGGAAACUUGUCCCACUUUCUGGACACCCACAAACACAAUCCUCCAGAUAUUCUAGCUAUUUUUGCUUUCAUCAGCAAAGUGCCAAAUGAAAUGUUGGUGGACUUGGGACUGAGGGUUGAGUAUAUUAAAAAUGAGGAAGUGGUGGAUGCUCAUCUGAUGUUUGUGGAGAGGUUGUUUGACUUGGUUUUGAUCAUGGAGAGGAUGGAGGAAAGUCUGGUGCUCAUGAGACACCAACUGGGUUGGGAUCUGGAAGAUGUCUUGGCUUUUCACCACAAUUCUGCAAUGAAUCAAGGGACUGAAACUUUGUCAAAAACACAGCUCCAGGACCUGGAUAAUUUGCUGUCAGAUGACCACAAGCUCUACUCAAAAUUUGAGGCCAUUUUGGAGGCCAAAAUCCAGGAAUUUGGCCAUCAGAGAAUGGCUGAUGAGGUGGCAGCUCUCAAGUGUCUCCAAGAGCAAGCUGCUGAGAUGUGCCAAGUUCAGGAAUUGCCUCCUGCCAAGUUACCACUGCCAUAUAGACCAUAUUCCUUGCUUUCAUCAGGACUCUACCCAAAAGUCAUUGAUGACACUUGGGCACAUGAGCAGUUGAAGCAGUUCUGCAAGAGGAUGUGUUUCACAGAAGCAGUUGGGAACCUUUUGAAGAUGCUGGUCCUUGAAGAACUUGUAGAGUGUCCUGUCAGGCCAACUGUGGAAGUCCAAGUCCAGAAGAACAUCUUUUGGUAUCCCUGGUUGUUUAUCAGGGAUCUCUUCAUUGUGGGUAAACACCAAUGCUUCCUCAAGGUCAAAGGACAACAAGUGUCUGAGAAGUACCAAGGACUCUUGGUAGGUCUCAUGCAAAAGCACCAAAUCAAAGGUCCUGUUGAGGUAUUCUAUGUGCAACCAGAGCCACCAAAGGAUUGGUUCAGUAAGAGAUAUGACACCUUCAACAGCCCAAAGGACCAAGACAUGGGUUUUCAAGACAGAAGUGGACAUACUCCUACAUUCACUCCAUACUUCAACCAGUACCACAAAAAGCCCUACCAGAAGUUCUCCCCAUACAGCAGCUUUGACUGGAAGCAGCAAUCAAACCACUACCAUACCUACACCAAUCCCAAAACUAGUACCAGCACAACCACCACAAGUACCCCAAGCCCUUUGAGACUUCAGAAAUAUCCUGUGAAGCAGCCCUGGCACAACAGUCCUAAUGGGGAUUGGGGCACAGAGAGUAUAACUGAGCCCACAAAACCUCAAGUUACUCAAGAAGUUCCCACUGAAAGCUUGUCUGGAGGACCAUUGGAUGACCCAGAGUUUCUAGCUUUCUUGGCUGAGGAGUUGCAGACUAAUGUUGGGGAAGUUGCUGAAGCUCUGAGAAGACCAGUCCCUGAUGGAUAUUCAGACCAACAGGCUGAGUUCCUGAAAAAACUAUACCAAGACUUCAUCAACAAAAAGCCAGUAACUACAGUGUUGCCAGCUGAGCAGCAGUUGGAUGAGACACCAUUUGACCCCAGCAUAACCCAUGGACUGAUGGCAGAUACACCAGAGAGUCCUUUGGCAAAUUUCAGAAGGCAAUUCUCUCAUGUUCCUAGUGGUGAUAUUGGAAAACUACUGGAACUUUGUGGUUGCCCCUCAAAGCAAAGCAAAAUUUGUGCAGCAGAUGGUUGGAACUAUGAAAACACGUGCAUACUGCGGUGUCUCACUGCAUCCAGGUGGCAGCACAUGAGAGAAUGUCACAUCUACAAGACCACAGUCACUGGUCGCAUUUUUGAUGUGGACAUAAACCGUCCUUAUGCCCUUCAGGAAAAUUUUGGUGGAGAGAGAGUCUGCAGAGUAUCUAUUGCAGCCAUGGAAGGAAUGUGUGGAGUCCAGUUCAAGAAGAUACAGUUUGACCUGGGACAAAGGAUAGACAGUUGCAACAAAAACUACUUGCUGGUUGAAGAGGCCAAGUUCUGCAAUGAAGGCAACUACUUCCCUGGACUUGUCAACUUUAAUCCAGAGAUGAGAGUGGACCUAAGUUACCACCUGGAAAAUGACACAAAAGGAUUUGACCUCUUUUUCAGCCAAGUGCCCUGUGAAGACCCAGGAGAGGACCAGUCACAAAUCCAAAACAAUUACAGAAAGGAUGGACCAUGUGAAAUUUACUUGUCAGGGGCCACUGGCAGAUUCAUGACUUCUGCACUCAAAAGUCACCAAUUGAACACCAAAUGCAGAGUCACCAUUGUAGCAGAUGACAGCAAGUGUGGAUUGGAGCUGAAAUUUCACAGGUUCUCACUGUCAAGGAACAGGCAAUGUGAAGAAGAAUAUUUCAAGGUGUCAGGAAAGAGAUAUUGUGGAUCAGGACCUCAGCUGAUGCCCAGUGACUUAUUGAGGAUGAGAGGUGUGCAUCAAGCUAUAGUGAUUGUUGUGCUGGCAACUCUGGGCCAUGGUCAGCCACAAAAUUUCAAUGCUCAAGCCCUCACCAUGUUGUCCCAGAUGGCCUUGAAACCCUGUCCUCAGGACACCUCCCCUUGUGUUUGCAGACCAACCCCUGAUGGACCAGAGCUAGAGUGCACAGCAGUUAAUGAGGCACAGGCUCUGCAAUUUUCUCAGGCAUUUCAGGAUCCUAUCCACUACAGGAAAAUAACUUUGCAAAGAUCCAGAAUGCUGGAGCUUCCACAUGAUGCAUUUGGUGAAGCAACAGCUGAUAUAUAUGUCAUCCAAAACAACCCCAACUUGGAGACCAUUGAGAUUGGUGCUUUAGGAAACUUUGCCAACCCCAAAAUACUCAUUGUACAAAGGAAUCCUCAACUUGAAGAGUUUCCCUUCAGUGAUCUGAAAAAGUGGUUGGACCUUGAGAAGUUUGUUCUUACAGACAACAGGAUCCUGGAAAUACCAGACUUUGCAUUUGAUGGUGUGAAUGGACAGCUGAAGGAGAUUCAUUUGCAAAGGAAUGUCAUUCUUGACCUUGGGCCUCUGGCCUUCAGAGGGCUGUCCAAUCUAGAGUACUUGGACUUGUCAGGAAACCAAAUUGCUGCUUUGUCAGCUGGCUCUUUGUUCUUUUCUGAACCUCUGAAGCAUUUGGACUUGUCCAGGAACAGAAUAAGCAACAUUGAUGUGAAAGCUUUUGAGGACCCAUCCAGAUCAGGAAGUGGGAAUUUUGCAGAAUACAUAGAUUUCUCCAACAACCUCUUCACUUUCUUGGAAAAUGCAAAAUGGGAGCCCAUAUUCAAGAAAUUGGAUUCAUUCAAGGCCAGCUUGGAAGAACCACCAUCAACCACUACCCAAUUCAAUCCAUUCCUCCUGUUGCAGCAGUUUGGGAAUUUGCAACAAUUGGCAGUUUCCACAACUACACAAGCGCCAUCUACCACAAUUGUGCUUCCUGUGCAGCCCACAGCAGUUGAAAACAAUCCUGAAGCAUUAUUUUUCCAGUUUCUUCAGACUCUCCUUCAGAAGAAUGGUGAAGGUGUGCCUGCAGUGCAAGGAAACCCUGUGAUCACCUCUGGGGCUCCAAGCACAACUAGUACAUCUACCACUACAACCACUACUACCACUACUAGCACCACCACCACCACUGAAGCACCAAGUACUAGCACAACAACAACUGAGCCCCCAACAAGUUCCACAACAGCACCAAGUUCAUCCACCACAGCUUUGCCAGCAGUGACAAUCCCUGCUCAAGUGCCAGAUACUAGAGUCAGUAACAUCUGGAGUUCCAUACUGAGUGAACUAGAUCAGCUCAUUCAAGCCAAGAGAGUAGAAAUUACCCCUAUUGGCUCCACAACAACCACUACUGCAACUAGUUCAUCUGCAACAGAGUCUCCAUCAUCUGUCUCAUCAUCCACCAAUGGACCUGCAUUAGUGGAACUGGCCACUGAAUCUGGCAUCAACAUUCAACCUGAUACCAUUCCUCAAGAACAGAAUACCAUUGAUGUGUCUGGACCAGCACAGUUGGAAUUUGGAGCCAGAGUUCCAAAGGCUUUUCACAGUGAACCUCAGGGGAACCAAUUGCAGCAGCCUGGAGCAGGUUCAGUCAAAGAUCCUGAACCUCUGGGGAUUUCUUCUUUGGAGCCUCAGGAAUUGUCACUGGACUAG